Torulaspora globosa is the source of this 1125-nucleotide messenger RNA. It is a transcript of the gene HYM1, whose product is annotated as Hym1p. NCBI's taxonomy places the organism in Eukaryota, Fungi, Ascomycota, Saccharomycetes, Saccharomycetales, Saccharomycetaceae. The transcript has a single exon. The record is from RefSeq and is a predicted model, not a curated record. The coding region runs from base 1 to 1125 and encodes 374 amino acids. Gene Ontology annotation, molecular function: protein serine/threonine kinase activator activity. Gene Ontology annotation, biological process: intracellular signal transduction.
AUGUUCAAAAAAUACAAAAACCAAGAUCUUGAUGUGAACUUUUGGUGGAAAAGAAAUCCCAAGACUCCACACGAUCAUGUUAAAUUCAUCACUGAGCAACUGGGGAAAAUCGAGUCGUCUUCUACGCAUGAUGGGAAACGGAAAGCUCAGGAAGAAUGCUCGAAGUAUUUGAUGGCCACUAAGCAUUACAUAUUGGGGGACACUGAACCGCAUCCGACUCCGGAAGCUAUUGAUGAACUUUACAUGGCGAUGUAUCAUGCUGAUUUUUUCUAUGAAUUGCUGGUGCAUUUUUCAGAUCUAGAAUUCGAGGCGAGGAAGGAGGUGAUGCUAAUCUUUGCCAUGUGUCUGCGGCAUUCUAAGGACAAUAAGCUGGUCACCGUUGACUAUUUAGUAUCUCAACCCAAGACUAUACAUUUCAUGCUGGCAACAAUGCAGUUGGCACUGCAGAACAGGGGCGCACAUGAUCUUUUCCUAGCGGUUGGCAACAUGAUAAUCGAAUGCAUCAAAUAUGAGCAACUUUGCAGGAUAAUAUUGAAAGAUCCUCAACUUUGGAAGUUCUUUGAUUUUGUCAAAGUGGGGAAUUUUGAAAUUAGCACCGAGUCACUGCAGAUUCUUGGGGCAGCAUUCACUACGCAUCCGAAACUGGUAUCGAGCGAGUUUCUGAAUGAGGAGAGCAACAUGAUUAAAUUCAUGCAGCAUAUCAAUAAAUUGAUGGCUCACGGUAGCUACGUGACAAAACGUCAGAGCACUAAGCUCCUGGCAUCUCUCAUCGUGGUGAGAUCCAAUAACCAGUUCAUGACCCUGUAUAUCAAUUCCCCCGAGAACCUGAAGUUAAUAAUGACGUUGAUGACCGAUAAGUCCAAAAAUUUGCAACAUGAAGCGUUUAAUGUCUUCAAGGUGAUGGUGGCGAAUCCAAGAAAAUCAAAGCCAGUAUCAGAUAUUUUAAUCAAGAACAGGGAUAAGUUGCUGAAAUAUUUCGAGCGCUUUGCUGUCGACUGUCAAGAUCCGACAUUCUUGGAUGAAAGGGAUUUUAUCGUUCAAGAAAUUGAGUCAUUGCCUCGCAUUGUUUCUUCAAACGUUGAAACUAUCGUGCUUGGUUCAAGCAAUUCACCCAAAGGUGAGUAG